Messenger RNA from Protopterus annectens (West African lungfish), 1162 nucleotides. It is a transcript of the gene CCDC59, whose product is annotated as coiled-coil domain containing 59. The coding region runs from base 245 to 913 and encodes 222 amino acids. The transcript is spliced from 4 exons. The record is from RefSeq and is a predicted model, not a curated record. Gene Ontology annotation, cellular component: nucleus. NCBI's taxonomy places the organism in Eukaryota, Metazoa, Chordata, Ceratodontiformes, Protopteridae.
GUGAAACUGAGACUAUUGUGGUACUACUUGCGCUCGUCUGUUAUAUUAAUAAUUAGAGCGUAUAUACAAGCUUUAACUUAUUUGUAUAUGAUGACAGUAAUGCCGUAUUUGAAAAACGUAAGUGAUUAGCUGCUGCAAGUCCGGUCUUGACACCAGUUGGCAAUAGGGAAUUCAGCAGUGACACAAAGUCUUUGUGCCUUAUGUUGCUUGACCAAACCUGCAGAACCGUGAACUACAUGUGGUUAUGGCACCAGUGAGUAAAGACGGAGGUACUAAGGAGCGUACGCCAAAGCAUAGGUUCCAAAGGAGAAAGCUGGGCAAAGCUCAUGGUGUGACCCCACGAGUACUGAAGAAGAAAUGGAAAUCUGAUGCUGCCAGCAGCUUCCCUGGAAGUGUCAAGGAAGGAAAAGGAUUUGCAAUUUGGAGGAAACAGAAAAUUCUGCAGGACUAUAAGAAACUAUUACGUAAACAGAGGAAAUCAUGCAAACAGCAAGAAGUCAAUUACACAGAAAAUUACCCAGAACACCUAAAGCAUCUGUAUCUUGCAGAAGAAGAAAAACUCAAGCAGAUAAAUAACAAAAAGUUAAACAGGAAGCCAUUUCUGGAUGAUAAACCAAAUGCCACAAAGGAAGAACAAUCUAAUAAUGCAAAAGAGAAAAACAGAAGAAAGACUUCUAAUCAGAAAGCCAAAGAAGAAUAUGAAAAUAUCCAAGUUAAACGAGCCCAGAAGAGAAAGGAGGCAGAGGUUAAAAGGCAACAACGAGAAGAGGCUAUCAGACAGUACAAAGAGAGGAAGGCAGAAAGUUACAAGGUUUUAAGCAAGAAAACAAAAAAGGGACAGCCAAACCUAAAUGUUCAGAUGGAGUAUUUGCUUCAAAAGAUUCAGCAAAAUCAGACACUUGGAAAGAUCUGACAGACUACCCACCAUACUGCAGUGGUUAGGAUCAAAUAUUUUUUUUUUGCCUGGUAUACUGUAAAAGAAGAAAGUCAACAAUUCCUUGUACUUCAGUAGGAUGUGGCGUUAGUCCACUACCUGUAUCGGACAGAACAAAAGCCGUUGUUUUUAUAAUAGUUCUUUAAGCAAAUCUCUGUAAUAAGCAGAAUUGUUUGUAUUUUAUUGCUAUUUUGUAAUCUUCUUUGCUUAAAUAAAUUGUAAAGUAUA